Molecule: messenger RNA, 4390 nt
Organism: Monopterus albus (swamp eel)
Lineage: Eukaryota; Metazoa; Chordata; Actinopteri; Synbranchiformes; Synbranchidae
Gene: atp2a1
Product: ATPase sarcoplasmic/endoplasmic reticulum Ca2+ transporting 1
Exons: 24
Coding region: 32-3202 (1056 amino acids)
Biological process (GO): calcium ion transport
Cellular component (GO): membrane
Molecular function (GO): ATP binding; ATP hydrolysis activity; P-type calcium transporter activity
Source: RefSeq, a predicted model, not a curated record
CAUUUUUCAUUCUGGGUGCUUACAGUAAAGAAUGACUUCCCAGUGGAAGCAUAGAGAGAAAAGGCUGGAGGCCCCGGAGGGGACAGCUUUGCAAAGAAUCAGCAGGGCAGCAGUUUCAGAUGAGGCACAACCACAUGGCUGCACACCAGAAAAUGAGGAAGAGCCUGAUGAGCAUCAGGAGACACAUCAGACAGUGAGGAUGGAGAACGCACACACCAGAGAAUCAGCGGAUGUUAUGUCCCACUUUGGCGUCACUGAAGACACCGGCCUGACGCCUGAGCAGGUUAAGAAGAAUCUGGACAAGUAUGGCUUCAACGAGCUGCCAGCAGAGGAGGGAAAGAGUAUCUGGGAGCUGGUGGUGGAACAGUUUGAGGACCUGUUGGUCAGAAUCUUACUGCUGGCUGCCUGCAUCUCAUUUGUACUGGCUUGGUUUGAGGAAGGUGAGGAAACUGUCACUGCCUUUGUCGAACCCUUCGUCAUCCUCCUCAUCCUCAUUGCAAAUGCUGUCGUUGGAGUGUGGCAGGAGCGUAAUGCAGAGAGCGCUAUUGAAGCUCUGAAGGAGUACGAGCCUGAGAUGGGAAAAGUUUAUCGGGCCGACAGGAAGAACGUGCAGAGAAUCAAGGCCAGGGAAAUGGUUCCUGGUGAUGUGGUGGAGGUUUCUGUUGGUGACAAAGUGCCAGCCGACAUCAGACUCAUCUCCAUCAAAUCUACAACCCUGCGUGUGGACCAGUCCAUUCUUACUGGUGAGUCUGUCAGUGUGAUCAAGCACACUGACCCCGUCCCCGACCCCCGAGCUGUCAAUCAGGACAAGAAGAACAUGCUGUUCUCUGGCACCAAUAUUGCUGCUGGAAAAGCCACUGGAAUUGUUGUUGCAACUGGCAUCUCCACUGAGAUUGGUAAGAUUCGUGAUCAGAUGGCUGCCACCGAGCAGGAGAAAACCCCUCUGCAGCAGAAACUGGAUGAGUUUGGCGAGCAGCUCUCAAAGGUCAUCUCCCUCGUUUGUGUGGCCGUCUGGAUAAUCAACAUCGGUCAUUUCAAUGACCCCGUCCAUGGCGGCUCCUGGUUCCGUGGUGCUAUCUACUAUUUUAAGAUUGCUGUGGCUCUGGCUGUGGCUGCUAUCCCUGAAGGGCUGCCUGCUGUCAUCACCACCUGCCUGGCUCUGGGAACGCGCCGUAUGGCCAAGAAGAACGCCAUCGUCAGAAGCCUGCCCUCUGUGGAGACCCUGGGAUGCACCUCAGUCAUUUGCUCUGACAAAACUGGUACCCUCACCACCAACCAGAUGUGUGUAACUAAGAUGUUUGUCAUUGAUGCAGUAGAGGGCGACGAUGUUUCCCUCGCUCUGUUCGACAUCUCGGGCUCAAAGUACACCCCAGAGGGGGAAGUCACAAAGAGCGGCAUGUCUGUGAAGUGCGGACAGUAUGACGGACUGGUUGAGCUGGCUACCAUCUGUUCUCUGUGCAAUGACUCCUCUCUGGACUACAACGAGUCCAAGGGUAUUUAUGAGAAAGUGGGGGAAGCAACUGAAACAGCCCUGUGCUGUUUGGUUGAGAAAAUGAACGUGUUCAACACUGACGUGCGUGGCCUGUCCAGAGUGGAAAGGUCAAAUGCGUGCUGUUCUGUAAUCAAGCAGCUGAUGAAGAAGGAGUUCACCCUGGAGUUCUCCAGAGACAGGAAGUCCAUGUCAGUCUACUGCUGUCCUGCCAAGACUGCCAAAACUGCCAAAGCCCCCAUGGGAAACAAGAUGUUUGUCAAAGGUGCUCCAGAGGGCGUCAUUGACCGAUGUUCAUACAUCCGCGUGGGCACCUCCCGCGUACCUCUGACUGGCCCGGUCAAAGAUCACAUCUUGUCAGUCAUCAAGGAGUGGGGCACUGGGCGUGACACCCUCCGCUGUUUGGCGCUGGCCACCCGUGACACACCACCAAGGAAGGAGGAGAUGAACCUGGAGGAAUCGUCCAAGUUUGUAGACUAUGAGACUGAUUUGACCUUCGUGGGCUGUGUUGGUAUGCUGGACCCUCCUCGUAAAGAAGUUAUGGGCUCCAUCGAGCUGUGCAAGGUUGCUGGUAUCCGUGUCAUCAUGAUUACCGGUGAUAACAAGGGCACAGCUGUGGCCAUCUGCCGUCGUAUUGGCAUCUUCAGCGAGGAUGAGGAUGUCACUGGCAAGGCCUUCACCGGGCGUGAGUUUGAUGACCUCGGGCCAGAUGAUCAGAAGAUUGCCGUCCGAAAGGCUUGCUGCUUUGCCAGAGUGGAACCGUCCCACAAGUCUAAGAUUGUUGAGUUCCUGCAGAGCUUUGAUGAGAUUACUGCCAUGACUGGUGAUGGCGUGAACGAUGCCCCUGCCUUGAAGAAGGCGGAGAUCGGCAUUGCCAUGGGCUCUGGCACUGCCGUUGCCAAGUCUGCCUCUGAGAUGGUCCUGGCUGAUGACAACUUCUCUUCCAUUGUGUCUGCUGUUGAGGAGGGCAGAGCCAUUUACAACAACAUGAAGCAGUUCAUCCGCUACCUCAUCUCCUCCAAUAUAGGCGAGGUUGUUUGCAUCUUUCUGACCGCUGCCCUGGGUCUGCCUGAGGCCCUGAUCCCUGUCCAGCUGCUAUGGGUCAAUCUUGUGACUGACGGCCUGCCAGCAACCGCGCUGGGCUUCAACCCUCCGGACUUGGACAUCAUGAGCAAAGCUCCUCGCACCCCCAAAGAGCCCCUCAUCUCUGGCUGGCUCUUCUUCAGAUAUAUGGCCAUUGGAUGUUAUGUUGGUGCUGCAACUGUCGCAGCAGCUGCUUGGUGGUUCCUGUACAGUGACGAUGGCCCAAUGGUCACCUUCUACCAGCUGUCACACUUCAUGCAGUGCAACGAGGAGAAUGAGGAAUUUGCUGGCGUCCACUGCGAGGUGUUCGAAUCUUCUCCCCCGAUGACCAUGGCUCUGUCUGUGCUUGUCACCAUUGAGAUGUGCAACGCUCUGAACAGCUUGUCUGAGAACCAGUCCCUGGUGCGCAUGCCCCCCUGGAGCAAUUGCUGGCUGGUGGCCGCCAUGACCCUCUCCAUGUCCCUUCACUUCAUGAUCAUCUACCUUGACCCCCUGCCUGUGAGUCUGGCCUCCUGCACCACAGCCCUCUUCUCCAAAUCAAACAUCCAUCUCCUUCCACUCAUCCCACACCACCACAUUCUCUCAAAUUCUCAUUGCUUAAAGGAUAAUGCUGGUCCUUUUCAAUAUUAGUAAUAUGUUCAGCAAUCUCCCUACAGAGACGGACAGUGACAUGCUCUACUCGCGGUCAAUGUUCGGCCACUGUCAGUCCUGGAAUAGCUUGUUUGUCUGUGUGAUAGAUCUCUGUUGUUCAAAAAUGUUUAAAAAGAUGUCAGGUCUGACUUGUUAGAGAAACGUCCUCUGGUCUGAUGAAACAAAAACUGAACUGUUUGGCCUUAAUGACCAUUGUUAUGUCUGGAGGAAAAGGGGAGAGGCUUUCAAGCUGACGAACACACAACACAAAUUCCAGCUAUUUAUUGUAAGAAGCUUGUGGAAGGCAUCCUGAGGUGUUUGACCCAAGUUAAACUAUUUAAAGGCAACGCUACCAAAUACUAACCGACUGUAGGUAAACAUCUGACCCACUGGGGAGGUGAUGAAAGAAAUAAAAGCUGAUAAAUCUUUUUCUCUACCAUUAUUCUGACAUUUCACGUUCUUAAAUUAAGUAGUGAUACUAACUGCCCUAAGACAGGGAACUUUUAUAGGAAUAAAUGUCAGGAGUUGUGAAAAACUGAGUUUACAUGCGUUUUGCUAAGGUUUAUGUAAACUUCUGACUUCAACUGUAGACACGCCGUUCUGUUAUCCUGCCUAUUAACAGAAGUGGCAUUUAUCAGUGAAACCAGCUGCUCUGAUUUCGUGUGACAUUUUUCCAGAUAUUUAUUUCUUGACCCAAUUCCCCCGGUUCCCCAUUUGCUAUAGGUUUUCCAGUAGCACAUGGCUGUUCUUUGUAAAGUUCAAAUCAAAUUAAAGCAUUGGUAUUUUUCUGUUCAGUGCAAACUAGUUGCUUACUUCCAAAGUGUGAUGUGCAUAACAAGAUUGAGCCUAAACAUAAAGAUUUAAAAGCUGAACUAAAAAGGAGUACCUUACGUGUACAUGUUAAAUGUGAAGGUUUGGUAACAUCAAUACCGUUUCAUAGGCAGUGGGCUCAUAUCAGUCAACUGAGGGCUCAGUCGUUUUAGAUCAUCAUUAUAAAUUUACAAUGUACAUUCACAAAAUGUUUUCCAUAUCUAAUAUGUCUGAAUGACUGAGCAGAAAAAGUUGGCAGUUUUAACACAGCACUGCUUUUGUCCACAGCUGAUCUUCAAGCUCACUCACUUGAAUGUGGAGCAGUGGCUGAUGGUGCUGAAGCUCUCUAUCCCAGUCAUCCUGCUCGAUGAGCUUCUC